CUGCAAAGCCUUGAAUCUAUGUCGGCGGAGCAGCUCAAGGAGCUCAUCCCUUUCCUCCACGAACAAAACCCGCAAGUCCGCCAGAUCGCCCUCGCGAAUCUGGUCGGGCACACCCCGAAGGACGCACCAAACCGCCAGAUCUUCUUUGCAGGGCUGAGUGGAGGUGGCUUGCAGCAGCAAGGAGACAACCAGAUUAUUCGGGACCUCAAGUUGCUAUGUCGCGAUCAACUUGCAACCGCUCAUGAUGCCUUCAGGGCUCUUGUGAACCUGUCAGACUCUCCUCUGAUGCUCGGACCUCUCUCAGAGCCGUCUUUCGUCAAUUUUAUUGUAUCAUACAUCCUUAACCAUCAAGCGACACUGGCUGAUCUCGCGUCAAUGCUCUUGUCUAACCUCACCACCUCAACAUCAGUGUGUUCCACGCUUCUCAAUCUAACUGUAUCGAUACUUCCGGAUCCAAAAUCACCGACACUGUAUUUCCCUGUACAAUCUCAAUGCGGCACAUGCCCUGCGCCUGUGCCCUACCCUGCCGGAGAGCCACGGAGCGUGGGCGCGCUGCCUCUACUCUUGGAUGCCUUCGUACAAGGCGCCGCCGCAGAGGAGACGGAAGACAAAGAGAAGCGCAUCAGAAAAGGCACUCUGCACUUCCUCUCCAGCGUCUUCGCAAACCUCAGCACGACACCUACGGGUCGCAUGUUCUUCUUGACGCCUCUCCCUACCGAUCCAUUGAAGUCCGAAGGAGACCUGGAGUAUCCCCUGACUAAGCUCUUAGGCGGCGUGGCGUCGACGAUCAAAAAUUGUGCCUUUCAUGUGCAGGCUCAUCGCGCUCUGCUAUCAUCAGAAUCUGAACGCGUCGCAGUGCCGCCUUCCACUGCAGAAGCAUCAGGAAUGGACAUAUUGCCUUAUGUUCUCCUUCCCCUCGCUGGUCCAGAAGAGUUUGACCUUGAGGACCAAGAGCUACUCCCGCCAGCUCUACAGUUCCUGCCAGCAACAAAGACCCGAGAACCGGAUUCCGUGCUUCGUCUGACACAUGUCGAGACCUUGCUCUUGCUCUGCACAACGCGCUGGGGCCGGGACUACAUGCGAAGUCACGGAGUGUACGAGAUAGUCCGUGCCCUACACGAGAACGAACAGGUCGACAAGAUCUCGGAACAUGUCGAGCGUCUGGUGAACUUUUUGCAGCGGGCUGAGGGACCUGACACCCAGGACGAUACUGCGAGCGGGAUUGUGGAGGCUGCGGAGGACGCGGAAGCAGAUGAGGAUAGUAGGAUAGAGGAAAUAUGAAGAGUCUUCCCACUAGACUAAUUUGGUAGAGGUUGCAGUCCUUUUAAUGCGUGUCUGCCCAAUGUGGCAUUAAUAUCUGAGUCAGUCCUU
Fomitopsis serialis is the source of this 1371-nucleotide messenger RNA. RefSeq names its product DUF383-domain-containing protein. The transcript is spliced from 9 exons. The coding region runs from base 19 to 1281 and encodes 420 amino acids. NCBI's taxonomy places the organism in Eukaryota, Fungi, Basidiomycota, Agaricomycetes, Polyporales, Fomitopsidaceae. The record is from RefSeq and is a predicted model, not a curated record.